UCGGUGGUAGCGAAGCAAACCCCGUGGUUUGCCAUCGCUUCGCCGUGGGAAUCACCGAAAAAGAAGCUGGCCUCCCCAGCGCGCUCCACCGUCCCCCGCCUCGUUCCCGUCUUCCUCCCGCCCGUUCUCGGGUCUCUUCUCUCCGAUUCCCGCCGGUUCUUUCCCGCCAUAAAUAACGGAUAGGCACCGCAAACCUCCCCUCCGAAGGGGACGGCUUGGCUCAAGAAUCUGGGUGACCCUGUUCUCUUGGUUCGCUCGUUCGAUUUAGAAUGGGGAAUUGCAUGGAUAAGAGGCGUGCUAUUGUCAAUUCUGAGGAAAAGCUGGAAUACAGUGGUGGAAAUGUUCAUAUCAUAACUGAUAAAGGAAGCUGGGAUGAGAAGAUAUCAGAAGCAAAUAAGGAUGGCAAGAUAGUUGUGGCAAAUUUUCAUGCAUCCUGGUGCGCCCCCUGUAGAUUUGUUGCACCUGUUUAUUCUAAGCUAUCUAAGGCGUUCCCUUCGUUCACUUUUCUGUCAAUAGAUGCUGACCAGAUGACAGAAAUCAGUACGCCAUGGGAUAUCCAGGCGACUCCAACAUUCAUUUUCCUAAAAGAUGGGCAGCAGCUGGAUAAGCUCGUAGGUGCCAACACAAUUAAGCUUGAGGAGAAGUUAAAAAAUUUAGCCGACCUUCAUUGACAAAGUGUUCACGAUGAUGCCAUCCUCUCUGAAUUUAAUUUUUCCUACGGUUAAUGGUGGAAGCAGAGUGAUUUUGAUCGAUGGCCUCUCACAUGCUUAUCAUUUGCAGCCCAACAAUCUGUAACAUCAGAAUUCAGAUGAUCUCAUAGGAUGGUUCACAUGAUAAGAUGCCUCUGUAUCACUCUACUUGUUCCAGGAUCAAGUUUUCAGGAGUCGUAAUCUCACUAGUUAAACAUUUCCUGAAUCUGAGUUGUUAACCUUGGUUAGGACUUAUUCUGGCUUUUGCAAUGUAUGAGCGAUGAAAUUGAUAAGCUAGAUUAGCUGAUACUUAACCUAGGUUCGCAAGAGAGUCUGCAGGAGCCUUGUCAUCUAUGUGAGUAUAUGAUCUGGCACCCUAAAUGCAACAAUUUUUUGACAUUUAUACAGGAAAGCUGCCAUCAGACUACCAAACAAA
Messenger RNA from Phoenix dactylifera (date palm), 1125 nucleotides. NCBI's taxonomy places the organism in Eukaryota, Viridiplantae, Streptophyta, Magnoliopsida, Arecales, Arecaceae. The record is from RefSeq and is a predicted model, not a curated record.